Carya illinoinensis is the source of this 3721-nucleotide messenger RNA. RefSeq names its product anaphase-promoting complex subunit 5. Lineage: Eukaryota; Viridiplantae; Streptophyta; Magnoliopsida; Fagales; Juglandaceae. The record is from RefSeq and is a predicted model, not a curated record. The transcript has 21 exons. Gene Ontology annotation, cellular component: anaphase-promoting complex. Gene Ontology annotation, biological process: positive regulation of mitotic metaphase/anaphase transition; anaphase-promoting complex-dependent catabolic process; protein K11-linked ubiquitination. The coding region runs from base 734 to 3541 and encodes 935 amino acids.
CCCGAUACCCUCUUCUUUUUCCCCUCUUCCUUUCCCAUUUCAAAUUCAGUACCCAAGAUUUCGAAUUUGGAGCCACUCACUGCGCAGCAACGCUGGCUCUGCUCGACCCGAUACCCUCUUCUUUUUUCCGCUCGGAGUAUUUCCUAUUGCAAGUCCCACAACGCCGCCAGUCUCAGUCGGGGCACGUAGCCGUCCGCCUAGUUUAUCUGAAUCUCUCUCUCUCUUCUCGCGCAUUCUCUCUCUCAACCCCUUCUCCCUCCACGUCAAAUCCCGUUGAGCUGGUGUCUGGAUUUCCCCAAAUUAUGCAAUUACGGAAUUGUAUAUUUUGGGCCAUCUGUGCAAAACUGCGUGCUUGAUGUUCUACCACUGACUUUUUGGGUUCUGGAAGUUUUUGUGCAUAAUAAAAAUAAAUAGAGAGUAGGGACCAUAUUCUGCAUUGUAUUGUUUUAACUUGUUCGUGACUCAGCUUUGUCAAGUUGAAAUGUGUAUCUGUCGCCACGGUUCGACGAAGCUUUGAUGAUUUUGGCUGAGAUGAAGCUGGGGCAGUAUAAUCAUUUGUGCUCUGCCUGAUGUAUUUGCAUAGGCUGAUAACAGUUUCUGCAAGAAAUAGAAAUUGACUUUGAUGCCUGAACUCUGAACUGGGAAGUAGAUAUCCAUAUAUCAUCCUCAUGAAAAUAAAAGACUAGAGCUUUUUACCCAAAGAGCUUUUUACGCGAGGCGAGGGACUCUUGCAAUGGCCGGGAUUGUGAAACCGCCAGGCGCGUUCGCAAUUACCCCGCACAAAGUCUCCGUAUGCAUACUUCUUCAGAUCUAUGCUCCGUCCGUGCAAAUCUCGCUGCCGUUCCCUUUCUCCUCCGUCGCUCAGCACAACCGCCUUGGCCUGUUCCUCUUGGCUCUCACUAAGUCGUGUGACGAUAUUUUGGAGCCGAAACUGGAUGAACUCAUUAGACAAUUGAGGGAAGUUUGCGGCUUGUUACAUGAUUGGUUUAUUGAUCAUUUAACAAGCAGGUUAUCGUCCAUAUCGUCACCUGAUGAUUUGUUUAACUUCUUUACUGAUAUGCGAGGGAUCCUUGGGGGCCCGGAAUCUGGCGUUAUGGAAGAUGACCAGGUUAUUUUGGACCCUAGUAGCAAUCUGGGGAUGUUUCUCCGUCGUUGUAUACUUGCCUUCAAUCUGCUAUCAUUUGAGGGUGUGUGCCAUCUACUGACAAAUAUAGGGCAUUACUGUAAAGAAGCCCUCUCAAGUUGUCCUUCUUAUGAGGCAGCUUGUUCAGAAGAUUCCAAUAGCAAUUUGGAGGCGCUUUUAGAAUAUGAAAACAUGGACCUGGAGAAUUUGGUCUUUGAAAAGGUCACGGAAGAAAUUGAAGCGAGAAAAAGUGCCAGUGAAACAGUUCCGUUUCAUCUUCAUGCACCACAAACAUUUUUUGGGUUGGUUGAAGGUCACGACCUACGACGUAAGAUUGUGGAAGCAGCACUAAGAGAUAUUGAGGUUCUUGUUGAUGUGAAACCCAAACAAGGGGACAAAGAUAGAGAGGCUUCUUCAUAUGUGCAUCCUCCAAACGAUACAUCACGAGAUUUUGAGCCCAAUUGUGGGAUAUUCCUAAGAUCAAACUGGCAGAUACAAGGAUACUUACAAGAGCAGGCUGAUGCAAUUGAAAAGAAUGGAAGCUGUGUCUCUUUAAAUUCUUUUGAACUUAUUUUAAGGCGGCUUCAUAAAUUGGCACCUGAGCUGCAUCGUGUCCAUUUUUUGCGUUACUUGAAUAGUCUUUGUCAUGAUGAUUAUUUUGCUGCUUUGGAGAAUCUUCAUCGCUAUUUUGAUUACAGUGCAGGGACAGAAGGAAUUGAUAUUGUUCCUCCUGCAUCUGGUUGCAAUAAUUUUGGACGAUAUGAAAUUGCUUUAUUAUUUCUAGGGAUGAUGCAUUUCCGGCUUGGGCAUCCAAAGCAAGCUUUGGAGGUUUUGACUGAAGCAGUUUGUGUUUCUCAACAGCAAAGCAAUGACACUUGCCUUGCAUUCACUUUAGCAGCUGUCUGCAACAUGUUGUCUGAAAUUGGUGUCUCAAGUACAUCUGGGAUACUUGGAUCAUCAUUCUCACCUUCGACCAGUAUCGGUAUUUCACUCUCUGUCCAGCAACAAUUGUUUGUCCUUCUCAGAGGAUCUCUGAAGAGAGCGGAAAGUCUAAAGUUGAAACGCUUGGUGACUUCUAAUCGUCUUGCAAAGGCUAAAUUUGAUUUGACGCAUGUGCAAAGACCUCUACUAUCAUUUGGUCCCAAAGCUUCCAUGAAGCUUAAAACAUGCCCAAUCAAUGUUUGCAAGGAGUUGAGGUUAAGUUCUCAUUUGAUUAGCGAGUUUGGCUCAGAAAGUUCUACAAUGACAACGGAUGGUGCUUUUAGUACUGUCUGGCUUAAGAAUUUACAAAAUCCAUUGGGUUCAGUAGUAUCGUCGCAAGAGAAUGGAUCUGGAAGCAAUACCAAUGCUUUCCAGUUUUAUGCACAGCCAAGUUCCAUUCCUGGAUCGGUACUGCAAUUAAUAGGUUCUUCAUACUUACUCCGAGCCACUGCAUGGGAGAUAUAUGGCAGUGCUCCUCUUGCUCGAAUAAAUGCGCUGAUUUAUGCAACUUGCUUUACUGAUGCUUUGAGUUCAUCUGAUGCUGCUCUAGCAUAUGUGAAGCUUAUCCAACAUUUAGCAGUUUUUAGAGGAUACAAAGAGGCUUUUGCCGCUAUUAGAAUAGCGGAGGAGAAGUUUUUAUCUGUAUCAAAAUCACGAAUCUUGCUACUGAAAUUGCAGUUGCUCCAUGAGCAUAAUUUACAUCUAGGAAAUUUGAAGCUGGCACAAAAAGUAUGCGAUGAACUUGGAGUUCUGGCUUCAUCAGUCACUGGUGUGGACAUGGAGCUGAAGACAGAAGCAAGCCUUCGCCAUGCUCGUACAUUGCUUGCUGCCAACCAGUUCAGUGAGGCUGCUGCAGUAGCACACUCCCUCUUUUGCAUGUGUUACAAAUUCAAUCUGCAGGUUGAGAACGCUACUGUUCUUCUUUUGCUUGCCGAAAUCCAUAAGCGAUCGGGAAAUGCUGUUCUAGGUUUGCCAUAUGCAUUGGCAAGUCUCUCAUUUUGCCAGUCAUUUAACUUAGAUCUUCUAAGAGCAUCAGCCACUCUCACUCUGGCAGAGUUGUGGCUCUCACUUGGAUCAAACCAUGCGAAAAGAGCUUUAAGCCUUAUACAUGGGGCUUUCCCUAUGAUUCUUGGUCAUGGAGGUUUGGAGCUUUGUGCUCGGGCUUACAUUGCAGAAGCAAAGUGUUACCUGUCUGAUCCAAGCUUUUCAGUUUUUGAUAAUCCUGAGGUCGUACUCGAUCCUUUGAGACAAGCUUCUAUUGAACUUCAAGUGUUGGAGUAUCACGAAUUGGCCGCCGAGGCUUUCUAUUUGAUGGCCAUUGUAUUUCACAAACUGGGACAAUUUGAGGAAAGGGAAGAAGCCGCGGCUUCAUUCCAGAAGCACAUGAUGGCGCUGGAGAAUCCUCAACAGGAGCAACGUUUUCUCUUCAGCAUCUGAUGAAGGCAGACAAAGUCAGUUUUUUUAAAAUCAUUCUUGUUCAUUAUUCGUGUAUAAAACUAUGACUACACACCGUAAUUGGUAGAGAAAGUAUUUAUUUUGUACUUAUUUUCCAUAGUAUUAUUUUUACGAAACAUGUCGAUGUCUAUUGCCUCUAUUCAAGAAAUCUUCACUCUGAUA